AAAUUGAAAUAAUUGAUCAUAAAGAAAAAUAUAAAGAAUUAUUUGAAUCUGAUACUACAAAAAAUAACGAGGUUAAUAUGGAUAUAGAAGAAAACUGGAAUUCACAAAUUGAAUCUAGCACAUCUCAUAUUCAGGUUCAAGAAGAAGAAUCAAGCGAAGAAGAUUUAUCAGAUAUUAAUUCUGAUGAUUCAAAUUAUACAUGUAGAAAAAAGAAAAGCAAAUCAGUUGUUGAUUCCGUUACUAAAAAUUUAAUAGAAAAAGAAUCAGCAGAUCUUGAACAAGCUAUUAUCCAAUCAAAUUAUGUAGAUUUAAGCAACAAAUCACAAGAUCGAGAAGAAUUUUUAUCAGAAUCAGAAUUGUAUGAAUCGGGUAUCGAGCUUGAUAUUUCUGAAGAUGUACUAAAAAAUUCUAAGAAACGCAAACAGAUUGAUGAAAAUGUUUAUCAAAAUUUUGAACAGAAAAAUAAAGAUAAUCCAGAAUUUAAACGGAUGAAAGAGAAACAUGAAUACACUUCACCAAAAAGAUGGUUAUCUCAUGCGUCAUUCGCUGCCUCACAUCAUAUUCAUCUCUGCGAAAGAGACUACGCUUCUCCCUGUUCAGAUAUUAAGAU
This is a messenger RNA of Dentiscutata erythropus, 610 nucleotides long. The record is from the annotation of a GenBank genome assembly. Lineage: Eukaryota; Fungi; Glomeromycota; Glomeromycetes; Diversisporales; Gigasporaceae.